This is a messenger RNA of Falco peregrinus (peregrine falcon), 1036 nucleotides long. RefSeq names its product hemoglobin subunit epsilon. Gene Ontology annotation, molecular function: organic acid binding; peroxidase activity; oxygen carrier activity. NCBI's taxonomy places the organism in Eukaryota, Metazoa, Chordata, Aves, Falconiformes, Falconidae. Gene Ontology annotation, cellular component: haptoglobin-hemoglobin complex; hemoglobin complex; blood microparticle. The record is from RefSeq and is a predicted model, not a curated record. The coding region runs from base 469 to 912 and encodes 147 amino acids. The transcript has 3 exons. Gene Ontology annotation, biological process: oxygen transport; hydrogen peroxide catabolic process.
AGCGCCUCGCCGCCCUCACAGCAAAUAAUUUCUUCCUAAUAUCUAAUCUAAUUCUACCCCCUUUCGAUUUAAAGACAUUCCUCCUUGUCUUAUCACUACAUGCCCUUCUCCAAAGGUCCUCAUCCAUGAUAAAGCAUAGUGGACUACUGCACAGUGGAUUGUGCAGUCUUUUCUCUGCAAAGGGGCUCACAUCUGGUAGGUGAAACAGAGAAUUGCCUGCACAGAGGGGAAGGGAUAAAGCUCUUGAGCUCAGGAUAACCAGGGGCCCCUUCUCAGGAUGCCACACCCUGGCCAUCCCCUUCUGCUCCACCACUUCUGGGGACCCCCACCCCAGCCAGCCCCAGCCAAUGACCCCAUAGCACAGGACAGGGAGGAGCUGCUGGCAGGGGAUAAAAACCUCCAUGGGGUCUGCAGCUCAGCUACAGGGUCUGUGUCCUCCCGCCGCUCUGAGCAAAGCCGCCUGCCACCAUGGUGCACUGGUCAGCUGAAGAGAAGCAGCUCAUCGCCAGCCUCUGGGGCAAGGUCAAUGUGGAGGAAUGCGGUGCCGAGGCCCUGGCCAGGCUGCUGAUUGUCUACCCCUGGACCCAGAGGUUCUUUGCUUCCUUUGGGAACCUCUCCAGCCCCACCGCCAUCCUCGGCAACCCCAAGGUCCGUGCCCAUGGCAAGAAAGUGCUCACCUCCUUUGGGGAAGCUGUGAAGAACCUGGACAACAUUAAGUCGACCUACGCCAAGCUGUCUGAGCUGCACUGUGAGAAGCUGCACGUGGACCCUGAGAACUUCAGGCUCCUUGGAGACAUCCUAAUCAUUGUCCUGGCUUCCCACUUUGGCAGGGAUUUCACCCCUGCUUGCCAGUUUGCCUGGCAAAAGCUGGUCGGUGUCGUGGCUCACGCUCUGGCCCGCAAGUACCACUGAGCAUCCCAGGACCAGCCGUGCAAGGAAGAAUCCCUGCUCCACCACAAGCACCUCUGAGCCCGAGGAGAUGCCCUGUGGGUAUUGACAGGCUGUAACCACCAAAUAAAGGCUUUCCAGCACUGUG